Molecule: messenger RNA, 1305 nt
Organism: Papaver somniferum (opium poppy)
Lineage: Eukaryota; Viridiplantae; Streptophyta; Magnoliopsida; Ranunculales; Papaveraceae
Product: probable F-actin-capping protein subunit beta
Exons: 8
Coding region: 219-995 (258 amino acids)
Biological process (GO): actin cytoskeleton organization; barbed-end actin filament capping; cell morphogenesis
Cellular component (GO): F-actin capping protein complex; cytoplasm
Molecular function (GO): actin filament binding
Source: RefSeq, a predicted model, not a curated record
UUUUAGUUGUAAGCCAUGUCCCUCCCUCCCUGUGUCCAAGUCCUGUAAUAAUAAGGCACUGACGAGUGUUUUCAAAGUCAUCGUUGAUGAUAACAAAACCUCAGCUCCUCUAUAGAAUGAAAACCCAUUUCCCGCGAGCAAAUAUCGGAUCAUAAUUCACAUCACAUCUCUUUUUUAUCUCCGGCGGACUCACCCAUAGAAUUUAGGGCAUCAUCAGAAUGGAAGCAGCAAUGGGAUUAAUGAGAAGGAUUCAUCCAAAACAUUCAGAAACUGCAUUAUCAGCAUUACUUAGUCUUUUACCUCAACAUUCCUCUGAUCUUCUUUCUCAAGUCGAUCAACCUCUUCGGGUAUUAUCUGAUAUGGAAUCUGGAAACGAGUUCAUCAUGUGUGAAUACAACCGAGAUGCUGACUCCUACAGGUCACCUUGGUCAAACAAAUAUCAUCCACCUCUGGAGGAUGGGCAACAACCAUCAGCAACCUUGAGACAACUGGAGAUUGAAGCAAAUGAUGUCUUUGCAGUUUACCGUGACCAGUAUUAUGAAGGAGGCAUUUCAUCAGUAUACAUGUGGGAAGACGAGGAUAAUGAAGGUUUCGUUGCCUGCUUUUUAAUAAAGAAAGAUGGCUCCAAAGCUGGCCAGGGUAGAAGGGGUUAUUUGCAAGAAGGUGGAUGGGAUGCCAUUCAUGUUAUCCAGGUGGGACCAGAGGACGAGACAAUGGCUCAUUAUUGCUUGACCAGUACGGUCAUGCUCUCGUUGACAACAAAUGAUGAAUCCUCAGGCAAUUUUAAUUUGUCGGGAUCAAUCAGAAGACAGAUGAAUAUGGACCUCGCAGUUACUGAUGGUCACCUUUGUAACAUGGGAAAGAUGAUUGAAGAAAUGGAAAGUAAGCUGAGGAACUCGCUGGAUCAGGUUUACUUUGGAAAGACAAGGGAGAUGGUUUGCACUCUGCGUCCACCAGCCGAAGUCGCACAACUGAGAAUAUCAGAGACUAAAUAACUGCCGCAUAUCAAGAAGUCCAGACAGAGAGAGGAGAAGAAGAAAUUUAAGUUUGCUUGUGUUCAGUCAUUAUAUAUUUUUUGUGUUAGCUAAAUAUAAGGCCCGAUUUCAUGAUUUUCUCGCGUCUUUCUUGGUGUUCUGUAAUCUUUUCUCGCGUCUUUCUUUGUGUUUUGUAAUCUGUUUAUGUACAAUUUAUUCAGAGGGAUUUCACCAGUAUUUCUUGAAGAAGUCACAAAGAACCAGAACACAAACUGUUUAAACUCUGUGCAAUACAGGAGAUUUGAAUUGAAUUCCAUUACUAACAGAUGAA